AUGACCAACGGAGUGAAGCAGGGCUGCGUACUCAUGCCUCCCCUCCUCAGUCUCAUGUUAUCUGGCAUGUUGAUGGACGCCUACAAUGAGGAACGCCCCCGAGAUCCGUACCGCCUACAGGACGGGCGGCCACCUCCUCAACCACGGAGGAUGCACUUCCAGUCGCAUUUAUCCACAACUGCCGUUCAUGAGCUUCUCUUCGACGACGACUGCGCCCUCAACGCUACCUCGGAAGGGGACAUGCAAAGCAACAUGGAUCCCUUUGCCACCUUAUGCGACAACUUCGGCCUGGUCAUCAACACGGAGAAGACGGUCGUUAUGCAUCAACCUCCACCUGACGCUGCCUACGUCGCUCUCCAAAUCAACGCGAACGAAACCCAACUGCGAGUGGUGGACAACCUCACGUGUCUGGGCAACAUCCUCUCUUUUAGCACCAAGAUCGACGAUGAGGUGGCUCGCCGGACUUCCAAGGGCAGCCAAGUCUUUGGCCGUCUGGGGAAAACACUCUGGAAUCGUCACAGUCUCCACCUCAGCGCCAAGCUGAAAAAGUCAUCCAGCCGACGUUGCUAUAUGGAAAGCAGUCCUGGACAGUGUACAAUAAAUCUGCUGCGGAGACUCAGUCACUUCCACCUCAGCUGUCUUUGA
Messenger RNA from Spirometra erinaceieuropaei, 645 nucleotides. The record is from the annotation of a GenBank genome assembly. NCBI's taxonomy places the organism in Eukaryota, Metazoa, Platyhelminthes, Cestoda, Diphyllobothriidea, Diphyllobothriidae.